AAAACAGCACCCACUCCCCACUCUCCUCCCAACUUCCCCUACUCUUUUUUUUUCUUUCUUGCUUUCUUUCUUUUCAUUUUCAUUCUUAUUUUCUUAUUCUUCUCAGCGUAUACCUCUUUAUCUUAUAUUACCAAAACCAAGCAUACUCUUUAGACCUAAAGAGUCGAAUCAGAAGAAACCAAGCCAAACCAAUUUACAAGAAACAAAGAAAAAAAAGAGAGAGAAAGAGAGAAAUGUCGUCACUUUUGCGCAGAAACAUCCCUCGCAAUAUUGCUGCUCUCCGCAACGCCUCACGCCCCUUGAUGGCCACUAUCCCAACCAGCACCACACACCGGCCAUCAACCGUAGCUGGCCGUAUACCAUCAUCGGCUUACUCGUCCCGUAUGUCAUCAAUUGUGCGCUCCAUCUGGAUCCCUGCCGGCCGUGACAGUCUUCCCGAAGACGAUCCACGCCGCGCAGAGCCCUUUGAGGACGAGACCGACGUCGCGAUCGUUGGCGGUGGACCAUCUGGUAUGGCCGCUGCCAUCCGCAUCAAGCAGCUGGCCAACGAGGCCGGAAAGGACGUCAGGGUCAUGUUGUUCGAAAAGGCUGGCGAGGUUGGUGCACACAUCCUCAGUGGUGCGGUUCUUGAGCCAACCGCUCUUAACGAGCUUAUCCCAGACUGGAAGGAAAAGGGCGCGCCUCUCAACACACCUGUCACAAAGGACAGCAUGCGCUUCCUCACCUCGACCCUCUCGAUCCCUCUACCCCACCCUCCCCAGAUGAACAACAAGGGCAAUUACAUCGUCUCGCUAAACAACUUUGUCAAGUGGCUCGGUGAACAGGCUGAAGAGGUUGGCGUUGAAGUCUAUCCUGGAUUUGCUGCCAGUGAGGUUCUGUAUGCGGAGGAUGGAAGUGUUUCUGGUGUAGCCCUCAAUGAUGUUGGUCUGGACAAGAAUUUUGAGCCAAAGGAUACAUACGAACGCGGUAUGUGUGUCAAGGCCAAGGUUACUUUGUUUGCCGAAGGCUGUCACGGUUCUCUUACAAAGACGCUUUUCAAGAAAUUUGAUCUGCGCAAGGACUGUCAGCCCCAAAAGUACGGUAUUGGAAUCAAGGAAGUGUGGGAAGUUGAACCCGAAAAGCAUCGCCCUGGAUCCGUCACCCACACUAUCGGCUGGCCCGUUGAUUACAAGACAUACGGUGGCAGUUUCAUCUACCACCUUGAACCCGAAAAGCAUCUGGUUGCUAUCGGCUUAGUCGUUGGUCUUGAUUACAGCAAUCCAUAUCUCAGUCCUUACAAGGAGUUCCAGCGUUUCAAACAUCAUCCUUCGAUCAAGGGUUUGUUGGAAGGCGGAAAAUGCAUUUCCUAUGGUGCUCGUGCUAUUAACGAGGGAGGCUACCAGUCAAUUCCUAAGCUGGCCUUCCCUGGUGGUGCUCUGAUCGGUUGCACUGCCGGUUUCCUCAAUCUUCCCAAGAUCAAGGGAACUCACACCGCCAUGAAGUCCGGCAUGUUGGCUGCCGAGGCUGCCUACGAAACCCUGUUUGCAUCUGAGGAAGAUGUUCCUGAGGGACCUGUGGUGCUGAGCAACUACGAGGAAAAGAUCAAGAACUCCUGGGUCUAUGAAGAACUCUACGCAGUCAGAAACCUCCAGCCCUCAUUCCACACUCCUCUUGGUCUCUAUGGUGGCGUUGCAUACUCUGGUCUUGACACCAUGUUCCUCAAGGGUCGCGUCCCAUGGACUUUUAAGCACAAGAAGGCCGACUGGGAGUGCAUGAUUCCAGCAGCUAAGGCAGAACCCAUUGAUUAUCCCAAGCCUGAUGGUGUCAUCUCUUUCGAUCUCUUGACCAGUGUCUCUCGCUCUGGUACUAACCACGCUGAGAACCAGCCUGUUCAUUUGCGUCUCAGAAACAAAAACAUUCCUGUAGAGAGAAAUUUGGCUGUAUUUGAUGGCCCUGAGAACAGAUUCUGUCCCGCUGGUGUUUAUGAAUAUGUUGAUGAUGAGACCAAGGCUGGUGAAAAGAGACUCCAGAUUAACUCUCAGAACUGCAUCCACUGCAAGACUUGUGAUAUUAAGGAUCCCUCACAAAACAUUGACUGGACUGUACCAGAAGGUGGAGGAGGACCUCAGUAUGUCUGGACCUAAAUUCUCUAAAUCCUAGAUUUCCUUCUCUCUUUUAUAUAUAUAUAAAAGACAUAGUAAAAGGAAUAUACAAGACAAAUUAAUGCUAAAAAAAAUGAAAGAUAAAAUAAAAAGCAUAGUUUUAAACAUGUAUACAAACACAGUAUACCAACAGUAUAGUAACAAUUAAAAAAAAAUACAAGAUCAAAAAGCUAUACUUCUUUAAUAAAGAAAGAAAUAUAUAAAAUUUU
Molecule: messenger RNA, 2350 nt
Organism: Phycomyces blakesleeanus NRRL 1555(-)
Lineage: Eukaryota; Fungi; Mucoromycota; Mucoromycetes; Mucorales; Phycomycetaceae
Exons: 6
Coding region: 234-2123 (629 amino acids)
Biological process (GO): electron transport chain
Cellular component (GO): mitochondrial inner membrane
Molecular function (GO): electron-transferring-flavoprotein dehydrogenase activity; iron-sulfur cluster binding
Source: RefSeq, a predicted model, not a curated record